UAAGACAUGUCUCUUAGUCAGAGAGGGCCUUCUGAUGACGAUAGAGCCGUCUUUUAGUCUUUCGUCAUCGCGUUUCUGAGACUGACAUUGCACUCCUAAUCGAAGUGCGUGCGACAGGGCGAGAGUGACAUCGGUGCAUGUCUGACUGCGCGAGCCUAGAGUUGAACAAACACGGUAGAAUGUUAGAGGGCAAUAUGCGUCAGUGUGAGCUGGAAUCCCUGUAAAUCACCAUGCGGAGGGAGCGUUAGGGAUUGCGGAGCGCAGUCAGCUGUUUUGCGUUUUGAGCAUCACCGAGGGGGGGCACGGAAGAUACCGGCUCAACGGCAUCGCUUCGACCGCUCAGGUGUACGGUACAGGAUGGAGUUCAAACAGCUGGUGGAUACCGCUGAGAAAUGGUGCACAGGCAACCCAUUCGAUCUCAUCUUUGCGGAGGAGGACGAUGAGAGACGUUUGGAUUUUUAUGCCGAACCUGGGAUAUCAUUUUAUGUUCUUUGCCCAGACAAUAUGACGGGCGGGACCGACAAUUUUCAUGUAUGGAGUGAGAGUGAAGAUUGCCUGCCUUUUCUGCAGCUGGCCCAAGACUACAUCUCCUCCUGUGGAAAGAAAACUCUGCUGGAGGUCCUGGACAAAGUCUUCAGGUCCUUUAGGCCUCUCCUAGGUCUUCCAGACAUGGAUGAGGACACGUUUGAGCAGUACCACGCAGACGUGGAGGAAGAGCCUGAGACAGACCAUCAGCAGAUGGGGGUCAGCCAGCAGUGAUGGCCGACCGAGAGACCCCCCCCCCCCACUCUGCUCCCUGCCAAACACCCAGACACACUCCGCUAAUUAACACACACACACACACACACACACACGCGCACACACACACCUGUCAUCCGCUUUCAUUCUCAUACUUUCACCCCUCCACACUCCUCAGUCCUACUUGUACUAUCUCCCUCUCUCUCCACAGCCAGGUUUUCUUCUCUACUGUACUUUCUGAUAUGCGCACAUAUAAUGUAAGUUGAUGCUCGGAUCUAUUUUGUGCUUAACUCAUAUCUUGCACAAAUGCUCAGUUGAACUUAAAAUUUAAAUUUUUGUCCACAUUUAAGUUUGGUGCUUGUCAGGUCAGAUGAUUGUCUUGAAAUGUACACGCAGUACACUCACGCUCACACACACGCACAGACACAGGCACACACACACACAUGCUCACACACACACUCACACACACGUGCUCACACCGGCCCCUCCACACAAAC
This is a messenger RNA of Clupea harengus (Atlantic herring), 1235 nucleotides long. It is a transcript of the gene mturn, whose product is annotated as maturin, neural progenitor differentiation regulator homolog (Xenopus). Gene Ontology annotation, biological process: positive regulation of megakaryocyte differentiation; regulation of signaling. Lineage: Eukaryota; Metazoa; Chordata; Actinopteri; Clupeiformes; Clupeidae. The record is from RefSeq and is a predicted model, not a curated record. Gene Ontology annotation, cellular component: cytoplasm.